AUGUUACUCGGAGUUAUAUUCGUUGUACAUACCAGUAUUGGUGGUGACAAGUUGAUGUUUAGGUAUCCAGCAGUCACUAGAGGAAAGGUCAGUGAUGAGACAAUGAUGGCAUUUAGACAACAACAUCCAAUGAUGACCCCGGGGUCUAGUGGAAGCAAGGGUGCUGGCAGUGGUGGAGGAGGAUCAAAUGAAAACGAUGGCCUCAAUCAAGACCAAACUAGCAGUGCAAAGUCAAACAUCACCAAAGACAUUUACAGCAUCUACAAUCUGUCGUCAGAGAUUAUCACACCUAUUCUCAUCCCAAAACCUACUCUUUGUGAUCAAGCUUUUGAACUGACCAUUGAAAAUACAAAGUUUAUUGGUCAUCCAACUGUAUUGGAUGAAGAUAGUGAAGAAGAGGAAGAUGAUAGUGAAGAUGAUAGUAGUGAUGAUCAUCACAAGAAACAUAAUGGUGGUGGUAAACAUAAAUCAAGUAGAGAUGGUUUAAAACGUAGUGGAAACAAUAGAAAAUCAAAUCAAAAGAAACAUGGACAUCAUCAUCAUCAUCAUCAUCAUCAUCAUCGAAAAUUAAAUAAUAGUAGUAAUAGUAAUAUUAGUGAUAGGGAAAACCAAUCACCUUCCAAUUGUAAUGAUAAACUAAUAUUAAAUAAUUCAACCAAUUCAACCACUUCUUCAUCUUCUUCUAUUCAUAAUAAUAAUAUAAAUAAUAAUAAUAAUAAUAAUAGUAAUAAUAAUCCUUCUCAACAACAACAACAACAAAAGAAAAAUAAUAAUUCAAGUGAUGAAAUUACAUUAUUUAAUAUAGUAUUUGUAUUGACAUCAAGAUCGGGUGACUUGAAUUUAAAGUUGGACGAUAGUUUAAAACGAUUGGCAUUAAAGAUUGCAUCGGCUCUCCAACACGAACAAGACCGAUGUAAUUAUAUAACAAAGCAAGCACACGAAAUGAUGACAAUUAGAGACGCUUGGUUGACCGAACACACUUUGGAUACAAUCUCUGCCGAUGAGAAACCAAAUCACGAAGAACUUACAAAUAGAAUACUACGAGCGAGUAGGCUAGCCAGAGAAAUCAAAGAUAUAUAUCAUGGCCUUAAAGAGGACCGUGUGGUUAGCAUGCGUAUCAAUGGUUGGGUGAACCUCAAUCUCAACAUUAUCAACCCAGACUAUUACCCCGAAUACCCUAUUCGUCCAUACCACGCCCUACUACCAUUUGCAGCGACCGACGACGAUUCCAUUCCCAUCCCACCAUCUGAUAUUUCACCGGCACUACUUCGUCUACUCGAAGUUGCCAAACCAACCAAAAAUUUUAGAGAUUUGCAAAUGGAGACUGAUCUACCAUUGGCGCAAAUCUAUCGUCUGGCAUCACAUUUGGUCUAUUGGAGAAAAGCAAAGAUCAUCAAUAUGAUGACCAAAAACAAUGUCUAUGUGCUCAACCCCAGAAACUCGAAUGACCUUGUCGAUUUGGGCAACAAGUUUUCGACGCUGUUUCCUGAAUUCAAAUUCCAAGACAUUCUCUUUCGAUUUUCAACAGCUCGUCCUCUUGCAGAACACAUUAGUAAAAUUCACCAAAAUUAUUAUGUAGUAUUUCUUCAAAUCGUUGGAUGGCUCUUGCAACACGAUCUCAUUGUUCAACUACACACAUAUGUACAUUUAAUGAUCAUGACCCCACUUCAUCUAUCUCAUCCAAAUAAUAAUAAUGGUAGUGUAAAUAGUCAAAAUAGUAGUAGUGGUGGUAAUGCUGGAAGUUUUAAUAAUAAUAAUAACUCCUCAUCACCUCAAAAUCAUCUUUAUCAAUCUACUCCAUUUCCAUUAAUGCCUUCACAAUCUCAACCUCAUGAAAUUGCUUUUUUCGAAAAAAUUGAUGAUAAUACAAAAUCCUAUCAAUUAUUUAAAAGAUUAUGUCCAUAUUUUAGAGGAUUACAUCAUUUGGAAGAAAUAAUGUGGAGAGAAAAUAUAUCAAGAGAUGAUCUAAGUAAAAUAUUAAAGAAAUAUAAAAGUGUUUUAAUUCAAAUUACACAUGAAUAA
Cavenderia fasciculata is the source of this 2022-nucleotide messenger RNA. Its product is annotated as UPF0171 family protein. Gene Ontology annotation, biological process: positive regulation of autophagy; cellular response to amino acid starvation; TORC1 signaling. The transcript is spliced from 2 exons. Gene Ontology annotation, cellular component: GATOR1 complex. Bases 1 to 2022 code for a protein of 673 amino acids. Lineage: Eukaryota; Evosea; Eumycetozoa; Acytosteliales; Cavenderiaceae. The record is from RefSeq and is a predicted model, not a curated record.